Trypanosoma conorhini is the source of this 438-nucleotide messenger RNA. RefSeq lists its product as uncharacterized. The record is from RefSeq and is a predicted model, not a curated record. The transcript has a single exon. Bases 1 to 438 code for a protein of 145 amino acids. NCBI's taxonomy places the organism in Eukaryota, Euglenozoa, Kinetoplastea, Trypanosomatida, Trypanosomatidae.
AUGCCAGAGACAGGGGAGGAAGUGACGCCGCCAGAGACGCUCCGGCGUGCUGCUCUGGAGAGCCGCCGUGCCUGCCCUCUUCACCUGAUGAAGGCUGAACUGCCCAGAGCUGCGGAGUCGCCGCAGUUGUGUGCAUCACCGUCGGUCCCAGAGCUCCUUGACCUUGUGCGUGCCGUACGACUGCAGUACAUGCGGUUAGUGGUGGAGAUCGCCGAGGCAUCUGGAACCACAACCUCAGUGGAUGCUCUUGCUACGGCUUCCAAGCAAAUUGAGGCCCUGGCGCACCCCAUUGCCGAGCUGCAGAGAGGCAUUCGAAGCAAAAACUCGCAGUGUGUACGUCUGGCACUGCGUGACCACCUUGCGAAUGAGGUGGAGGCGCGGCGGCGGGCACUCUCACGCAUGGGGGCAGCACUCAGCAUAGCGAGGCAGUGUGGAUGA